AUGGAGGCAAUCAAUAGGCUAACGGCCGACAAACCGGUGGUGAUAUUCAGCAAGAGCACUUGUUGCAUAUCCCACACCAUCAAGACACUCAUCUGUAGCUUCGGAGCAAACCCCACAGUUUACGAGCUUGAUCAGCUGCCCAAUGGACAUCAGCUGGAGAGCGCACUCACAACCCCAUCCGGGCGGAGGACCACCUUCCCUGCAGUCUUCAUCGACCAACAACUCGUAGGCGGUGCCAACGAGGUCAUGAGCCUUCAUGUCAAGGGAGAGCUGGUCCCACUGCUCAAGAAGGCUAGAGCUAUCUGGGUAUAG
This is a messenger RNA of Salvia hispanica, 312 nucleotides long. The record is from RefSeq and is a predicted model, not a curated record. Lineage: Eukaryota; Viridiplantae; Streptophyta; Magnoliopsida; Lamiales; Lamiaceae.